Messenger RNA from Aspergillus alliaceus, 1455 nucleotides. RefSeq lists its product as uncharacterized. The record is from RefSeq and is a predicted model, not a curated record. The transcript has a single exon. NCBI's taxonomy places the organism in Eukaryota, Fungi, Ascomycota, Eurotiomycetes, Eurotiales, Aspergillaceae. Bases 309 to 1403 code for a protein of 364 amino acids.
GGCCAAGUGUUGUUCAGAGAUAUCCGUGUCACAGUAUCGUAAAAUCAUGAAGGUCUGUUAGACCGCAAUCCAUGGUUCAGAUUGGUCCCUUCUGAACCACUGGACACCAUAGACCGUCCUCGUCAUCGUUCUCACCUAAGUUGUAUUAUAUAUCUAUCGCCCCAUCAUAUACAUUAGUGUCAGAUCCUCAAUGUUCCCGUCAUUCAACAGCUAGAGUACAGUUCCGUCUGGCGAGAGAAGGGAUUUUGAAGCUUGCCCGAUAAAGCACACCGUGCUUGAUGGCCAUAUCUUGUUAACUACCUACGAAAAUGUCCAGAAAGAUCAUUUUCCUUACGGGAGCCCCCACUUUACGAAGCCUCAAUUGGGACGAAGAAGAGCUUCUUACGGCGCCCGUUUCUCCAUUCCAUAAUUCGGAUGCUCACGAUGGAGAUUAUCAAACAUUCGCGGAUACCAACGUUGUGAAAUGGAGGCUAUUACAAGAUGGAAGAUGGCCUCCUGAUAUAUCUGAUGAGAGUUCCGUAUUGGGAAUAGAUAGGGGCGCUCGUUUCUUGACUACUCAAAACCUUAUGAUGGCCAGCGGCUUAUCGAUUGCCCCGGAAGAUUCAACACUCUCCGAAUUCUACGACCAUUCUUUCACCGUUCAUGAGACAUCCGAGAUCUCUACCCCAGGCGCGCAUAUUGGGGAUGCCAUGAGGGAGAGCGAAUCAUGGACCGACAGCACAGGGACUUCUGUCGCAACAGCCACAGAAGAAAACCCGAGGUUGGGACUACCCAUCCAGGGGGGUAUCACUGAUCUUCAGGACAUCCCAAGUGUUGCAUACCUGAAUUCUAUCGUGCCACAAACCAUGACCGUGAAUCUCAUCGUCGGAAUUGUUACGGUCCGACCGCCGCGUCGCAUUGUGACGCGGCGAUGGAAGAACGAGCUGGACCUUGUCGACAUGGUGGUGGGAGAUGACACAAGCAGCGGGUUCGGAGUUACAUUUUGGCUUCCCCUCGUGGAUCAAAGGAUUGCCACAGGCCACCAUGACGAGAGCUAUGAACUUAGAAAGACACUGAAGACAUUGCGGCCGCGAGACAUUGUUCUAUUGCGUAUGGUAGGAUUAAGCUCCUUCCGAGAACGGGUUUACGGGCAAAGUCUCGGAAAAGGGAUCACCAAGAUCGAUCUGCUCCAUCGACGGCGGGUCGACGUAACAGACACAUGUGGUAUGUACAGCGUGAGGAGUCUGAUGAACACGGAGGAUGCCACAGCCAAGAACGAUGAACUAGUACGAGAGAAGGUGAGCAAGGUGCGCGAGUGGAUCAAACGUUUCGUGACGGAUCCGGCAGGCGGUGAUGCAAGGAAGCCCACGAAACGUGGACCAACUUUACCCCCAGAUACGCAAGAGGAUUCGUCAAGGUUAUAAUUAGAACAAUUUAUGGAGUACCCUUUUUGACAUACCUUCAGGUAAGGUUACA